Molecule: messenger RNA, 5390 nt
Organism: Symbiodinium pilosum
Lineage: Eukaryota; Dinophyceae; Suessiales; Symbiodiniaceae
Source: the annotation of a GenBank genome assembly
AUGUUGGGCCUGGCAAGGCGGAUGCUGAGCGCGGUCAGUGGUGAGGAGAAGCCGAGCUCUUCAUCCGCCGAUCAAUCCGAACAAUCUGAGCUGGCUGGACCAAAGCUGCCAGUGGCCUCUCGGCACCUAAGAUUCGAAGCUGGGGCCCAAAGCUCGGAGAACGACAAGGUCUCUGAGCCUCCGGGCCUGGCGUCCCCCACCUCCCCUGCGACAGGCGCAGAGACGCCUGGAUCGAGACAGCAUGGCGAGGGAGAGUGCAAUCCAUGUGCGUGGUACUGGAAGCCCCAAGGCUGCCUGCGAGGACAAGAAUGUGGGUAUUGUCAUCUUUGCCCUGAAGGUGAAGUGAAACUCAGGAAGAAGGCCAAGUUAGCUGCUAUGCGAGGUGGCUCCAGCCCAACCUCCCCUUCCCCAUGGAGCGCUUCGUCGGCGGCUAAGCUGCGAAAGGAAGACUCCGAGGCUGAGGUAGCCGAUCGGCAACCAACUCCGUCCGUAGGAUCGGCCCUGCAUGGCACUGGAGAGUGUAAGCCUUGCGCGUGGUUCUGGAAGCCGAAGGGCUGUCAGAAUGGCGCAGAGUGUCGUCAUUGCCACCUGUGCCCACUAGGUGAGAUCCGCCAGCGGAAGAAGUCCAAGGACAAGCAGGCCAAGGAUCAAGAAGAGGCAGAUAUCAGUUGGAACCUCCCGAUGUCCGUGCCAUUGGAGCCGCUGAAAGUGGAGAUUUCUGAAGCACAUGUGCUGGAUCUGCCAGAUAUCCCUGGGGACCUGCAGGAGCCGCAAAAGGUGGCACCAUCACCUACAUCUGCUCUGGGAGACUCCAUGCCCGCCUUCCAGCCGCCACCGGGCCUAGCGCCCAGUCCGGCUGUGGCAUCUGUUAGUUCGGCGGAAACCCCGGUGCGGCUGAAGGUAGGAUUGGAGGACAAUUCCACUCCCAUGGCUUUGAGUCUCUCAGAGAUGCUCAGUCCAGAUGGCUCUGGUGAGGAUGGCGUCACGCCUCUUAGGCUUUCGGACUACAUUUCGGAUCCAUUCAUGCCAAGCCUGCUUUUAGAAGGAGGCGUGGAGCAGGAGACUCCGGCGCGUUCCAAGGUGAAAAUUGAGGGCGGCUAUCUGGAGAAGCCUGAGGACACCUCCACGCCUAUGGCUCUUAGUUUGUCAGAAAUGCUGAGCCCCGAAGGCUCUGAAGAGGAUGGCGUCACCCCGCUCAGGCUUUCCGACUACAUCCCAGAGCCGUACAUGUUCGACUUGCCUAUAGGAGGUGUGGAGCAGGAGGCCCGCGUAUUUCCAUCUGAAGGGUCUCGUCUCCACGGAACUGGGCUCUGCAGGCCUUGUGCCUGGUUCUGGAAGCCGAAGGGAUGCGAAAAUGGCGAAGAAUGUCGCCAUUGCCACCUCUGUCCUCAGGAGGAAAUCAAGAACCGCCGCAAGGCGAAGCACAUGAUGAUGCAGUGCGACCAGUCCAUGGCAUCUAGUUGGAACACGAUGAUGUGGGCAGCGCCCGCAAUGCCAGUAGCCAUGGUCGACUAUUCUAAGUUCAACGCCAUUGAAGACAGCGAUGAAGAGCCAAUCUGGCAAACAGAGGCGGCUCAGAAGUACCAAGGCUUGUCGCAGAAGGUGCUUUCGGAACUUGAUGCUGGCGUCUCGCGCCUCCAGCAGCGUGAGAGGCACUGCCAUUGUUUUUUCGAUUUCUCCGUGGACACAUCCCACCUCAAAUGCUACGAGCAGGAGAUGCAGGAUGCCGGUGCAAAGAUCCCCGAGAGCCGAUAUUUAGGAAGGGUAGUCAUUGAGUUGGACCAGGUUGCUCACGCACCAAAGCUUUGCGAGAACUUCCGACUUCUUUGCACCGGAGAGCGGGGCCAGGGUGUAGGUGGAAAGCGGCUUUGCUACCAGGGGCGCCCCCUGGAUUACAUCCUGCCGAAGUACUGCGUGCAGGCGUCCAUUCCCAACGAGUACUCUUGUUGGGGGUCAUACUUACCCGACGAGAGGCUGGUGCUUCCAGACACUUCGUUUGACCGGCCCGGCUUGGUGGCAGUAGGCAACCACGGUCCCAACACGAACAGCUGUACCUUCAUGAUCACGCUGAAUGAAGCUGACCACUUGGAUGGUUUCAACCAGAUUAUUGGCCGCGUGGUUCGUGGAAUGGAGGUGCUUCGCCUCAUCGAAGGCUUACCGACAGAUCGGAAGACUGCAGCUUAUGCUGAACGCAACGUCAAGACGCACUGGGGAGGUCGACCCAUGGCCGAUGUAAUCAUCGAAAGCUGCGGUGAGAUCACAGAGGAGCAGAUUUCAGUGCCGAAGCCAGAGGAUGGUGAUGCUUUCCCUGCCCAUCCGGAAGAUUUCUCCAUCCGGAGCGACCCGCCCGAGCUGAUGUUCGCCCAGGAGCGUCUUCGUGAGAUUGGCAACGAGCACUUUCGGAACAAUCAAUACAAGCAGGCCCUGGAGAAGUACAACAAGGCUCUGGCAUACUUGCAGCCCUUGCUGAAGAAGCAGCACCUCAAGGAGUUUGCCGACCAAGAGGCCUCGACGAUGCUGGCUGGUGGCGUCCGUCCAAAAGAUCGCACGGAGCCCGUCAAGGCGGAGGCGACCUUGAAGUUGAAUGUUUGCCAAGUGCUCAUUGCCAUGGGCGAGUGGCUGGCUGCAAUAGCAAUGGCUGACGAAGUCUUGAUUGGUCUGGUGGGCAAGCACUCUCAGAAGGGCAUGGGCGCGCUGCCCAAUGACGCGCUCGUCGUGAAGGCACUCUUCCGACGAGCGAAGGCUCGCAUUGGCCUGUCUGACGUCAGUGGAGAGAUCUCCCAGUUGGAAGAAGCCGUGGAGGAGCACUUGACAAGUUCAGAUGAGACUCUUUCAGUGGUCUUGGACACUUCAGCGGAGUGGUCAUGUUGUGUGGGUGUUCUGGCUGUUCAGCUGCUGCAUGGCCAAAGCGAGAAGGGCGUUGCGGUGGUGGCAGCUGCCACAACUGUCGGGGUGGUGCUGCCCUCUUUGAAUCCAGAAGCUCAAAAGUCGGCCAUGUGCCUCUCAGAGAGCACGGCCUUUGUUGCGGCACCAAGCACCUCGACAGGUGCAUCACCAGCCCCGGCGGCCCCGGUUCUGGGCGCUGGCGCUUCGCUGGGCCUUGCCUUGGUGUUAGCUGGCCGUGUGGUUGUCUUGCGCAUGCAUGCAGUAGAUGGAACAAGAGGGUCCUCGCAGUUGAAGGCAGUUGCACUGCGUGCCAUGUUCGAGCGCUUUUCCCCUGGCUCCAUGAAGGCUGUAAUGCUGGCACAGGCGGAAUCUCGAAAGCUUGGUCACGAUUACGUGGGCACCGAGAUGCUUGUCGUGGGUAUCCUUGCUGAGGGCAAUGAGAAGGGGUGCAGGGCCUUGGAGGCAGCCGGCAUCUCCUUGCAAGAGGCCCGAGGCAAACUCCACGACAUGGUUGGCACUGGCACAGGCGGCAAGAAUGUGGAGAUUCCGCUCACGCAAGACGCGACGAAGGUCCUGGAAGAGGCACUACAGGUAGCAAAAUUGGAGGAUUGCGCCAUGGUCAGCUCUGAACAUGUUCUCAAAGCUCUGAUGGCGCAGGACGAAAGCUUGGGCACAAAGCUGAUUGGGCACAUGCUGGGCUGCGAGAGCGCCGAGGAGACUCGAAAGAAGGUCUUCGCGAAGCUCGACGCACAGGCAGCGCCAUCGGUCCCAAUCACUGCGGCAGCGCUGGAGGUCUCUGCCCCCAAGGAAGAUGAGCCCGAGCUGCGCCUGACGGAAACCUUGAGGUUUGCAGAGGACCUCACAAGGGCUGCAGAGGAGGGCCGCUUGGAUCCCUUGGUUGGCCGUGAGGUCCAGCUGGAGCGGACCAUCAGGAUCCUCGGGCGCCGGUCCAAGAACAAUCCCGUCUUCGUGGGUGAAGCAGGAGUGGGCAAAACCUCUAUCGCCUGUGGCCUUGCACAGAGAAUCGUGCAGGGUCGAGUGCCUCCCACGCUUCGCAACAAGCGGGUCCUGAGCCUGGACCUGGCACUUCUCCUCGCUGGCACAAGGUACCGCGGUGACUUUGAAGAGCGCUUGCGGGCUGUGGUGAAGGAAGUGUCGGAGAGCAAUCGGCGGGUGAUCCUUGUCAUUGAUGAGGUCCACACGCUGGUCGGCGCUGGCAGCAGCGGAGGAGAAGGAGGCGGCAUGGAUGCAGCCAACCUCCUCAAACCUGCCCUGGCCAGGGGGGAACUGCAAUGCAUUGGGGCCACUACUCUCGACGAGUACCGGCAGUACAUUGAGAAGGACCCAGCGCUUGAGCGGCGCUUUCAGCCAGUCCUCGUGCCUGAGCCGACAGAGGACGAAACCGAGCAAAUCUUGCUCGGCUUGGCACCGAAGUAUGAACGCCACCACCAGCUCAGAUACGAGCCAGAGAGCAUCCGAGCCGCGGUGCGUCUGGCAGCGCAAUAUAUAAAUGAUCGGUUCUUGCCCGACAAGGCCAUCGACGUGAUGGAUGAAGCGGGUGCCAAAGUCAGACAGCAACUGUUCCUCGAGGCGGAGCGCGAAGAGGAGAUGGCCGAGCGGCGGAAGCUUGAAGAGGAGCUGGAGGCUGUAAAGGAGCAGAAGGGUGUUGCCGUCUCUAAGGAGGAGUUUCAGGAGGCCCAGCGGCUGAAGAACCGCCAGGAAGAGAUCGAACUUCGUCUCCAGGCGCUUCUGGAGAAACCCGUGCAGAGCUGCACCACACCAGCCAAAGGUGCUGACGUGGAAGAGCAGCUGCGGCUUCUUCGUGCCCGUGUGGAGGAAGCGGUCGCUGCCGAAAGGUUUGACGAAGCCUCGGAACUGAAAGCCAAAGAGCGUGAGGUCCUGGGGUCCAACACCGCAGAGGCUGAGGCGUGGGUCACCGAGUCGGACGUGGCACAGGUGGUGGCCGGUUGGACGGGCAUCGCCGUGGAACAAGUCUCGGCCACGGAAUCUGCGCGGCUUAUGCGCCUCGAGCAGGAGCUCGCGCAAAGCGUUGUUGGCCAGUCAGAGGCCGUCAGCAGUGCCUCCCGCGCCCUUCGCCGGGCACGAGCAGGUCUUCGCAAUCCCUCGCGACCGAUUGCAGCCCUGAUGUUCUGUGGUCCGACCGGAGUUGGGAAGACAGCCCUGUGCAAGACCCUGGCUUCCUGCUUCUUUGGGUCCGAAGAUUCCAUGAUCCGCUUGGACAUGAGUGAGUUCAUGGAGAAACACACGGUGUCAAAGUUGAUUGGAGCGCCUCCAGGGUAUGUUGGCUAUGGAGAGGGCGGGACACUCACCGAGUCGGUUCGCCGGAGACCAUACUCUCUAGUCCUUUUCGACGAAGUGGAGAAGGCUCAUCCAGAUGUCUUCAACACUCUGCUGCAGCUCUUGGAUGAUGGGCGUUUGACGGACUCCAAGGGCAGAGUCGUGUCCUUCAGCAACACGCUUGUCGUCAUGACCUCCAACAUCGG